AUGUAUCGAUACUCCUUUUAUAUACUCAAAAAGGAACAGUUAAAAUGGAAUCAAAAAAAAAUAAUAUAUCCCCUUACAAUAUUAUCUAAAUUUUCAACAUGGACUGACAUACAAUUAACCCCAAACCAACAGACCUCAUUAAUGGAGUUAGCAAAUAAAACACCAAAAGAAAAAUGUGAUAAUAAUAAAAUAGCAUUAAAAAUAACAAAAAUACAAAAUAUGUCUAAACAAUUAAAAACUGCUUGGGAAGAAUUGGAUAUAUAUAAGCAACUUCUUACAGAGAAUAUGGAAUUAACCCUUAAAAAAAAUGAGGAAUCAAAAGAAAUAAAUACCAUCAAUUUUAAUGAAUAUUCAGAGGUGAAAGAAAUUAAUUAUAAUUUGGAAAAUAUUUCUGAUUCGAUUGUUAAGGAAAUGUUAGAUAUUUAUACAAAUUUUGUAAAUUUGGAUCAUCAUCUUGAUUCCAAUGAGGUUCGGCUUGAGAUUGUGCCCGGAGUCGGGGGUCAAGAAGCCAAGAUGUUUAGUAAUGAAUUAUUUUCAAUGUAUGAAAACUUUUGCAAAUUAAAAAAUUAUGAUUGUGUAAUAAAAAAUAACAAAUUAAAUGAAGAAGGAAAAGGAAUAAGUAAAAAUAUUAUUGCACAUAUAAAAGGGGAAGGAGUAUAUGUCGAUUUUGUACAAGAGAUUGGAAUACAUAGAGUUCAAAGAAUUCCAAUAAAUAGUAAAAAAAUGCAAACAUCAACUUCUGUAGUUUUAUUAUUUGAUGAAAAACAAACAAAAGAAAAACUUGAAAAAAAAAUGAAAAUUCCAAAAAAUGAUUUUAUAAUUGAAACAAAAAGAUCAGGUGGAGCAGGAGGACAAAGUGUCAACAAAAAUGAAACGUGUGUAAAAAUUACUCAUAAACCUACUAAUAUAUUUGUUGAAGUACAAAAAACAUCUAGCCAAAUACAAAAUAAAAGUAUAGCUAUGGAAAUGAUAAAAAAUAAAUUAUAUAACUUUUAUUAUGAACAAGAAAAAAUGAACUUUUUAAAAGACAAAAAAAAUCAAAAACAAAAUGGUGAUAGAAGUGAAAAAAUACGAACUUACAAUUUUUCCCAUAAUACAGUCAUAGAUCAUAUUGCUAAUGUACAAUAUACUGGUAUUGAUCAAUUUUUUAAGGGAACACAAUUAAUUAAUUUAAUCAAUAAACGAAAACAUUUAUUUUAUCAAAACAUCAUCGAUGAUACUCUGGAGUAUUUGUUUUCAUAUGUGUGUUAA
This is a messenger RNA of Plasmodium vinckei vinckei, 1251 nucleotides long. RefSeq names its product peptide chain release factor 1, putative. Gene Ontology annotation, biological process: translational termination. The record is from RefSeq and is a predicted model, not a curated record. Bases 1 to 1251 code for a protein of 416 amino acids. Lineage: Eukaryota; Apicomplexa; Aconoidasida; Haemosporida; Plasmodiidae. The transcript has 2 exons. Gene Ontology annotation, molecular function: translation release factor activity.